AUGCGCUGGAAAGUGCUUCUGCCACUGCUCGCACCGGUGCUCCUUGUGUGCCAGGCAACCGAUGUGGUACUGGACUGGAAUAUCGGCUAUAUCGAUUUUAGCUUUGGUAGGCUGUUUAGUCGGAAGGCUAUUGGUGUCAAUGGCAAAUGGCCACUCCCCGCAGUAGAGGUGACCUUGGGCGAUACACUAAUAAUCCACGCACACAACUCGCUCGACGAGCCCACAUCUCUGCAUUCGCAUGGGCUGUUCCAAAAUGGCACCAACUACUACGAUGGCGCUGCAAUGGUAACCGAGUGCUCUAUUCCUCCUAAUGGCACAUUCACAUAUCGCAUACCGAUGGUACAGGCCGGAACGUACUGGAUCCACAGCCAUUACAAGGCGCAAACUUCAGAUGGUUUACGCACUGCUUUAAUCGUGCGCGAUCCAAAUGACUACUACAAGUACGACGAAGAUGUUAUCCUUCCCAUGUCCGAUUGGUUCCGUGAGCCAGGCAAACACUAUCAUCAAGCAGUGAUCAAGUUUGUCAAGAACAAGACGUACAGGCUACGGCUGUUGAACAUUGGCGCCUCGUUUGAAUUUCACUUUAGUAUCGACGACCAUGAGCUGCGGAUCAUCGAGGUCGAUGGCGUGCCGGUCAAGGAGAAGCCAACCAAGGGAGUAAUGCUGGCAGCGGGGCAACGAGUAUCGGUGCUUGUGCGGUCCAAGGAAACAGCCGACAACAACUACUUGUUCCACGCCGACAUGUUCACGGACCUGUUCACCAUGCCCAAAUACAACCCUCUCAACUUUACCGGGGUUCUAGAAUACGCACCAAAAGCGUCGCUCAAGCGUGAAGUCAACGGCGGAUGGAAAAUUACCAGUGAUUUGGACCUCGAGCCUUUGGAUGAGGAGGCAUUAAUGGACCCCACGGUGCAAGUAACGCUCGAUGCCUACUCGGGCGUAUUUGACGAUCAGUCAUUCCGCCACUCGUUCAACAAUGUCACAUUCAUUUUGCCCGAGGUGCCUACUUUGCUUACAGCACUGUCCACUGGCGACAAUGCUAACAAGCGCGAAGUAUACGGCCGCCAGUCCAACACGUACGUGCUGAAUAUGGGUGAUGUGGUGGAGAUUACAUUGAACAACCACGACUACUAUACGCACCCAUUCCAUCUGCACGGGCAUGUGUUCCAGAUAGUCGAAAUUGGGGCACUACGGUCAGGCUUACACCGCACCAAGCUGGCUCGCGAUGCCCCAGUCAAGCGUGACACGUUUAUCCUGCGUGGCGGCCACUAUGCUGUUCUGCGCUUCCGCGCCAACAAUCCUGGAGCAUGGCUAUUUCACUGCCAUAUUGAGUACCAUGCAAUUCGUGGCCUUGAGCUUACCUUUGUCACAGCACCGGGUUUGCUGCAGAAUAACACGCAUUUGCCGGAGGGGCUCAAGGAGAACUGCAUUGCACAAGGAAUCAAGGCUUCAGGCAAUGCCAUUGGCCGCGACGGCAUGGAUCUGGAAGGUCAGCCCGGAGGACCGAAUCCGCUGCCUGACAAAAUGCUGUCGUAUAUUUUGCAAAUGGGUGAUGAGGAUGGACCGCCGCCGGCAACUUUGGACGCAUCCCACAGCGAGGCAGCGGGUAGUACUACAAGCACUUCUGAAGGCAAAUCACCAACCAGGACUGACAGCACAACACUGGAUAAAGCCAGGGAAACGACGGCUGAUGAUAUAGACUCCGAAGCUGAUAGCGAUGAUGACGACGAUAAUGAUCACUAAUUCAGUAAAUGCUAAAUCCAAUAAAACCGAU
Molecule: messenger RNA, 1774 nt
Organism: Linderina pennispora
Lineage: Eukaryota; Fungi; Kickxellomycota; Kickxellomycetes; Kickxellales; Kickxellaceae
Exons: 3
Coding region: 1-1743 (580 amino acids)
Biological process (GO): cellular response to iron ion starvation; reductive iron assimilation
Cellular component (GO): high-affinity iron permease complex
Molecular function (GO): copper ion binding; ferroxidase activity
Source: RefSeq, a predicted model, not a curated record